Cutaneotrichosporon oleaginosum is the source of this 1242-nucleotide messenger RNA. RefSeq lists its product as uncharacterized. Lineage: Eukaryota; Fungi; Basidiomycota; Tremellomycetes; Trichosporonales; Trichosporonaceae. Gene Ontology annotation, molecular function: protein binding. Gene Ontology annotation, biological process: iron-sulfur cluster assembly. Gene Ontology annotation, cellular component: cytosolic [4Fe-4S] assembly targeting complex. The record is from RefSeq and is a predicted model, not a curated record.
CCAUCAUGCCUGCUCUCCAGCCCGUCGCCGAAGUGCCGGGGCACGCCGACCCGGCCUGGGCGGUUGCCUUCAACCCCUCACGCGCCCUCCUCGCGUCGUGCAGCACCGACCGCACCGUGCGGCUCUACACGUACUCUCUGCCAUCCGACUCGACCGACGUCAGCUCCCUCGCGUCCCCUACCUCUCCCAUGCCGACAUUCACCCUCGCGACCGCCAUCCCGACAGGGCAUAAGCGCACGGUGCGCAGCAUUGCGUGGGCGCCAGGAGGGCGGACCCUCGCCACGGCUAGCUUUGACUCGACCGUCGGUGUGUGGGAGGAAGAGGACGAGGGCGAGUGGGAGUGCGUGACCACGCUUGAGGGCCACGAGAACGAGUGCAAGAGUGUCGGGUUCAGCGCGGACGGCGGGCUGCUCGCGAGUUGCUCGCGCGAUCGCUCCGUCUGGGUGUGGGAGGUCCAGCCCGACGCGGACUUUGAGUGCAUUGCAGUGAUGAUGGAUCACGGGGCGGACGUCAAGGCCGUUUCGUGGCAUCCGCAUGACGAGCUUCUCGCCUCGGCUUCAUACGACUCCAACAUCCACCUGAUGUUCGACGACCCCGAUAGCGACUGGACAUUGAUCCAGCGGCUGCAGCCCGCCCUCGCCCCCUCACCUCUCGAACUCCCAUCCACCGCUUCCCCGUCGUUGCGAGAGGCGCUCUCCCCCACCCCGCCCGAGAAGGAGGCGGAGGCGCUCGACGUCCCGCCUCUGCGCGAGCCCGAGACGGUGUGGUCCCUCGCCUGGUCUCCGGACGGCAAGUUCCUCGCCUCGGGCGGCGACCAAGGCGGCGUGCGGCUGUGGGAGCGCGUGCCCCGCGCUCAAGCUGAAGCGGAGGAGAUCGGCGAGAUGGAGGUCGCAACGGGGAUGGAGAUGCGCGAGGUGAGCCACACGGCCGCGCACGCUGGCGCCGUGUUCUCGCUCGCUUGGGGGCCCGGGCCGGGCACCGAGGGACUGUUGGCCAGCGGCGGCGCCGACGGGCGCAUUAUUGUUUGGGAAAUCGCGGGCGGCAGGCUCGUCCCCAUCGCCGGCGCGCGUGAGGCGCAUGGCGUCGCGGACGUGAAUGGCCUCGGGUGGAAUGUGCGCGAGGAUGGCAAGGGUACGGGGAUCCUCGCGAGCGCGGGCGACGACGGGAGCAUCAAGGUGUGGCGCGUGGUUGCGGAUGCGUAGAUGAGAUUAGAGCGGUAGAGGGAUGGGAUUGCAUGGCAGA